Messenger RNA from Owenia fusiformis, 3866 nucleotides. The record is from the annotation of a GenBank genome assembly. NCBI's taxonomy places the organism in Eukaryota, Metazoa, Annelida, Polychaeta, Sabellida, Oweniidae.
AAUGUUCUAAAUAUAGUUCCUAAGUUCAUUAUCUAAAUAUCAAUCAAUUGUCAGGGAUUUCAAAUGAAGAUUAUAAAUUCGAACUAGUUGCGUAUUUCAAUUUGACACAAGUAGUAGUAUGACAAGUAGUUUUCAGUAUAACUGAAUUUCUUAAUUGAGUGACUACUUUGCGUAGUGAUUUAUAUAGGCGUGUGAAUCCAAUAUGGUGGACGUUGGAAAACAAAAUUGAAACCCAAAAUAUAGAACACUUUUCCAAAUAUGAAUAUAUUGCAAAUAUGAAAAGACAACAAGAAAUGGACAGUGGACCCCGGGGUAAACGAGGCUACACAGAUUACAAUAAUGACCCCAGAGAUUAUCGUAGUCAAGAUUUUAGUCGAGACAGAGGUCCAAGAAUUGAUUCAAAAAUGAGGGAUUUUCAAAAAAUCGACAGAUAUCAAGACAGUGGUGACGGUUUCAGGUCGAAACGUCCUCGCGAUGAUCGAGGAUAUGAUAAUUAUCCUAGACUGGAGAAGAGAACUUUUGAUAAACAAGGGGAGCAAGAGUUUUCAUCACUUGCAGUCACAAGAGCUGAUGAACAAAUUCCCGAUGGUCAAUUACGUGAACACCUUUUUGGACAGUUCAAAAAGUUUGGGGAAUUCAAUAUCAAAAUUACAAGAAACCAACAUGGUAGAGUGGCAUAUAUUAAUUUUGACAAACCAGAGGAUGCUCGUGAUGCCAAAUAUGCUCGUCAAAACAAGUUAUACAUGUUUGAUAAGCCACUGAGAAUCGAAGCAGUCUACAGGAGGUAUCAUUAUGAUAAACCACAAAAUUCAAGACCUUUACGUAGUCCAAGUCCGGUGCGCCAAGACACAUAUUCAAAUAGAAGUAAUUCACCAGGGUCAGCACGUAACAGAAUGCUUUCAAGUAAUCGUGAUAAUGGUCCAAGAGUUGACCGUAAAUAUGAGAGAAAAGAAGAUAUAAGAGAUAUGAACAAAUUUUCACCAAGUGAUCAAGAUGGAAGAAAAUUCCCACAUCAUUUGCAUCAUAUUCCACCUGAAGAUGACCCUGAAGCAACUUCAACUUUGUUUGCGGGUAACUUAGACCUUGAUAUUAAUCAAGAUGAGUUAGUGAAGAUAUUCAGUCAAUAUGGUCAGAUUGAAGAUAUUGAUGUGAAGAGACCACCAAGAGGAACGGGAAAUGCAUAUGCGUUUAUUCGUUAUUUGAGUUUGGAUGAUGCCCAUAGAGCUAAACGGGAAGUGUCUGGUCAAUAUAUUGGACGUUAUGAGUGUAAAAUUGGUUAUGGAAAAGCAAUACCAUCUGCAUGUUUAUGGGUUGGAGGCCUGGGUCCAUGGAUAAGCAUGGAAACCUUGGAGACAGAAUUUGAUCGAUUUGGUGUUAUAAACAAAAUCUUGUGGCCCCCAGGACGUGAUUUUGCGUUUGUAUUGUUAGGCAGCAUUGAUGCAGCACAAGCUGCUGCACAGAAUAUGCGUGGUGUAGCCCUAGGUGGACCUGAUAAUGUGAGAUUGAGAAUAGAUUUCGUAGAUCCUAAAUAUGCUACUGGUGAAAUUGAUCUCAAUGCUAAGUUUGGCUUUGCGCCUAAAAUACAGGAAGAACCUUCAAGCAGUAGGAGAAACAAUGAUCAGAAUGGAAAUUCCCGAGAUCGUUUUAAAGAUAUUCGCAGGUCAAAUAGUGACAGACGUCGUUAUGAUCAAGAUCGACGCAGUGGACCCAAAAGCAUAGAAAAUGAAUCAAGCUUUAGAUCAAGGACCCCUGAAGGGAAUGGUGAUUAUCAAGGAUCUAGAAGACGAUCAGAUGAAGAGAAUCAUCUAAAUGUCCCUGAUGAUCCUUCUAGGUCAAAUGAUAAACAAGAUGUUUCAGUAUUCGAUCAUGUCAACACAUUUACAGAUUUCAUCAAAUGCCUUCAAGUAGCAUGGAAUGGUGUUCUCAUUAUGAAAAAUAGUGCAUUUCCUGCACGAAUGCAUAUUGUGAUGGGAGAUGUUGCUAUAGUUGAUACAUUGAUGAGGGACGCAACAUCUACAGAGACCCCUAUGUUACGCAUUGCACAACGUUUACGUCUGGACCAACCUGCCAAAUUAGAAGAAGUGACAAGAAAGGUUGAAUGUAGUGGACCGAAUAACCAUUGUAUAUUGAUAGCUGUGCCAUCAACGAACCAUUCUUUAAGUGACGCUACUCUUCAACAGCGCCCAUUAAAGAACCUAGUGACGUAUUUGAAGCAGAAACAAGCUGCAGGCGUGAUUACAUUGCCCCCUAACCCAACAAGGGAAAGAGAGCAGGGGGUGCUACAUGCUAUUCCCCCUUCAGACUUCGGCCAACAGUUUCUCCUUAAGAGGGCACCUAAGUUGGGAAUCGAACCAAUGAAUGAAGAUCAUAUUGUGAUCGUAGUGACGCGAAAUCAGCUAUCACUGGGACCUUAUAUUAGAAGCUUAGCUGCUGGAAGUCAACUUACUCAUAAUACUAAAUUAAAGGCUCUUAAAGAAGUUUUGCCAAAAGGUGGAAAUAUUGGAACAUUGAAAGUGAUACUUUAAAAUUAACAUCUGUGGCCUGAACAAUGUUGUAUGAUGAUGUGUUCAUCCAUAUAAGGACAACUUAUGUUGUGACGUAUGCCAACUCAAGAUACGUUAGAUACAACAGGAUUCUACACACACGUAACACUUGAAUGACACCUUUCAACUCUUGAAAUAUGUAAACAUGAGAAGAUUGUGUUUAGAAGAUAUACCAGGUGCUGAACAGUAAUCAAUCUUCAGUUCAUGCAGUAUGCUUUUCAGGGUUCCAGCAUAACAGCGACAGCAAUCAUGUCACAGUCGAGCAGUUUUCAAAUUGGAGGCUUCAGUAAUAUCCAGCAACGAGUCGCAACAACCUAUCUAAAGCUAUUAGGAUAGCGGCCAACAUGUCAGCAGAUCUUCAAAUAAUCUAUGCUAGGUUUCAGCAGGAACUCAAAUAUGAUCCCAGUGUAGAAAUUACAACCAAAGCUGAAAGUCGGAAAUAAGUCAUCUAUAUUACCACUGAAGUUGAGAACUUAACAUACGUCGAUCCUUCAAUCAAUAUGGAACUCUGUAUGGAAAAUGGAUCAGCUUGAUCAUUGUGAAUCUCGAUCAUUGAUCAUUGAUCCAAGAAAGGAUCCAUGUUUCCAUCAUUAUGUGGAAUAUGGGCAGUUAUGUUUACUUGGAACUUGGAAUUAUUAUUAUUAGUAAAUGUUGUGUUUGUCCCGAUAAAAAUGUUACAAAAUGUGGAAAGUGACACAUUUAAUGGUAAUAUAUUGAAAACGACAAUAAUGGAAUAAAGGAAUCCGAAAGUGUUAGUGAAAUAUGGAAAUCAUUGUGUACUUCCUACUCAUGUGUUGUAUGAUGCAUAUCAUAUUAUUAUUCGCUUGUACAGUAAGCCGAAAGUGAAUUUCGAAAUUGAAAAAAUGUGGAAUAGCUUGAGCAUUAUUACUAUCCUUAUUUUUAGUGCAAGUCACAGCUAGCUCUUUAUUUCAGAAGGGUGAUGUGGGCAUAUUAAUAUAAUCGAGGAUAUAACCAAAAUACAAUAUAUAUUGUGUAGCCACGAGGAACCCAUACAUAUAUACUUAGUGCAUAGUUUAAAUGUUUUAUAUUUACUCUUAGUGUACAUAGAAACGAUGAAGAAAUAAUUAUUAUUCGCCAAGAUCAGUCAAUGUUUUCUCUCAAAAGACAAGUCCUUAUUAUAAAAUGGCAACGAAAACAAAAAAAAUACGAAACAGAGAUUUAUCUACAAAAUAUGUGACCUAUUUUAUUUACCAAUCAUUUAUCGUUGAACAAAGACAAGUCCUUACAAGGCAAUCAACUUUUAGAAUGGAGAGUUGCGAGUAUUUUCUUAUUUUUUUUAAAUAAAUGACAAGUCCUUUUUUU